AUGUCGGCUCAGAACUCCGCGGGCAUCCAGACCCUCCUCGACGCCGAGAGAGAGGCUCAGAAGAUUGUUCAGCAAUCUAGAGAAUAUCGCACCAAGCGGAUAAGAGACGCCAAAUCCGAGGCUCAGAAGGAGAUUGAAGAGUACCGGAAGCAGAAGGAGGAAGAGUUCAAGAAGUUCGAGACCGAGCACUCGAGCGGCUUCAAGAAGGCCGAAGAUGACGCCAACAAUGAGGCCCAGGCUAAGCUCCAGGAGAUCAAGGAUGCCGGCAAGAACAAGGGCGACAAGGUCGUGCAGGAUCUCAUCCAUGCUACCACGCAGGUGAAGCCGGAGGUGCCGGAGAAGAUUGUUGUCAAAGCAUAG
This is a messenger RNA of Penicillium riverlandense, 360 nucleotides long. RefSeq lists its product as uncharacterized. Gene Ontology annotation, cellular component: vacuolar proton-transporting V-type ATPase complex. The record is from RefSeq and is a predicted model, not a curated record. Gene Ontology annotation, molecular function: proton-transporting ATPase activity, rotational mechanism. Bases 1 to 360 code for a protein of 119 amino acids. Lineage: Eukaryota; Fungi; Ascomycota; Eurotiomycetes; Eurotiales; Aspergillaceae. Gene Ontology annotation, biological process: proton transmembrane transport. The transcript is spliced from 6 exons.